AUGCUUUCCCGGGUUCUGCAAGACACAUCUAUGAUAAAGUGUUCGGCGCUACGCGUGAAACGAAAAGAGGAUGAACAUGGAGGAGCGUCGAGUUGCAACGGGAGUCGGUAUAUUCAGCUUUUGUGGCGUUUUUUUUCUCACUUUUGCGUUGCUGUGCAGCGCAGAUAGAAGGACAUUUGUGUGCUAAUUUACCGCAGGACACUUAUUUGGCAUUGAAUACAACUAAUAUGCUUCUCCUUUUGCUUUUCUAAAUAUCUACCCACGGGCGGCUCAACCCAUUCCGUAUCUUUCUCCAACUUUCUCAAAGGACAUGUCUAUGCCUCACUGUGACUGAAUUUCCCACCCCCUCAGAUAAGUAAAUCAAAAUGCUCGUUUACAGCACGGCCAGCUCGUCUUCUUCCUCCGGGACCCCGGGUGCGGGAUCUCGCGGGGCGUUCGGGGUCCUCGAGAGUAAUCUGCCUUCCAACGGAACAUCAGCAAGCGGGUUGCGGGAAGCGGCUCGGCUGGCCGAUGUGCUGAAGGAGAAGGAUCUGGAGAUUGCGAGGCUGGAAGCGAAGUUAGCAAGACAGGACCGCGCGCUGCAGGCGUUGCGCCAACAGCAACUCGAGUCCGAACUGUACGCCGCCGCGCGGGAGGUGGUUCUGCAGAGCAACUCGACCUCCAGUUUCGGCGACAGCACGAAGCAGGCCGCGGAACAAUCCUCCUCAACAGCGAGCCUCAGUUCCCUCGACCGGUCACUCGCGCCCGCAGCCGAGCGGACCAGAACGCAGGCGAGGAUCCGGCAAGAACAGCUGCUGAAAAGCAAGGUGGCCAACGCCGCCCUGGCCGCGAACGCCGGAGGUGCGAAGCUGCCCGCGCGGGUGCAGUGUGAGCGCUUCCGCACGGGUGCGUGCGUUUCAAACGAAGUUUUUCGGCCGCCCGAGGGGCAGACGCUGCAGACGCGGUCGCAAGAGUACCUGGGGCUGGUGGACCUGGGCGCGCCCCAACCGGUUUUUUUCUCCGAGGUAAGGAAAGAAAGCCAGGUGAUCGAUCCAGAAGAUCGGUUGUCCGAUGAAAAGAAGAGCACCAAAAGCGAGAGCGGUAAUAGUACUACGACUAGAGCUGACAUCAAAAAUGCGGCUUCUCCGCCUGCUGCCGAGGGGCAAGAAGAACGGGCGACGCUCCAUCCUCGCAAAACAGGACGUGGCAGUACACUGCGCUCGAGCGUGCAGGAGCGAGAGGAUGCGAGUGCGACAACAGAGGUUCCAGCAGGAGCACCUUCGAUUCGAACAAGCGGUAGUAUUUCCUCCGCCUCCGCGUCCGGAAAAACCACUCUCACCGAGCCAGCGCGAGAGGAUGUACAGAGCUACCCGUCACAAUUGAGUCUGUUAGUCGACCUUCAUUCACGAUUUCGCUGUCUAAUGCACCAAAACGCGCUGUCGCGAGAGGGCGCCACGCAAGCAAUCGAAGCGGCUGAAAAUGCCGCUGCUGUAGACGGAGAUGACAUGAAAGAGCGAAGAAAUACAGAUGCGCCUUCGCCGAGUGCGCAGCAGGUGGCUAGUAGUACACUGGAAGGACAAAAAGAGCAGGACGACAUGAUGAAACCGAAACCGAAAACCCUUUCCAGUCCUGCUGGAGCGAACGUUCGCAAAAAUUCUUCGCCACUGAAAAAUCCGGCAUUGCGUGCGAGUGAAGACAAGGGCUCACGGGAGGCUUUUGAGUGGCUGAAGCGCGAAUACGUCAGUAGCCACUUCCGUGUGAAACUGCAGCCCCACCUAUCAAAAGCAAAAAUCCCCCCUCCCCAUAUCGAAAAGGUAUGUUCCCGAGAAUUUGUGUUGCUGAUUUGAGGUCGCAAAUCGCCUUUGUAUUGCAAGAGAGCAAGGGCAGAAGCUUCCGCCCCACUAUGGAAGCGAUUUGUCAUGCUUUUGGCCCUAAAAGUGACCCGCUUGCCAUGCUGAACAACUAGACCCAUACGCCCCUACCGAGCCUGGGGAUCUGGCCGCAGUGCCUCUGUGCAAUACAAGGCUGAUUUGUGGUCACAAAUCAGCAUCACAAAUUUCUGUUUUGAUAUGGGGAGGGGGGGUUUUUCAUUUCGAUGCCACCCCUACUUCUCACAUUUCCAGCGCGCGAAAAAGACUGUCACGCUUGAUCCGCAAAUAUGCCAGAAAAAAACUAUGUGAGUGUAAGUUUGUGAUGCAGAAAGUGCAAAACUGUAUACACUUGUCAUGAUGGAUCUGCGUCAUAGGCUACUUUCAUAGGUGUUUCCAUGUACUAGCUGCGCAUGACAGGUUUUCCCUGUAAUGCAAAGCGAAUUUGUGAUGCUGCUCUUCCUACGAACCUACACUUACACAGUUUUUUUCCUGGAUAGCAAAUCAAGGCCGAGAUGCAGCGGUUGGGGACCGGUUUGUGCGCCCUCCAGCUUGACGAGCAGCAGAUGAACGGAGGCGAUUCUUCAGAAAGGCACACGGUAAGAAACGAUAGCAAAGCACAACCUUCAUCUGAGGAGCCCGCGUCCAAGGCGCCAAUGAUUCCAGGCCGCUUCUCGUUUUUCGUUUCUUCAAGCCCGUUCCAUGAUGCGGAGAAAACUACGGCCGCGCAAGAAGAACACUCAGGUGCAGUGACUGGGCAGCAGAGCAUGUCGGGAAGAAAAAAAACCAUCUCCGUGGCACCGAAACCAUUUUUGCACUUGCUCGAGCCUCCAAACCCAAGGACGCCAGAAAAAGAAGGCACAAGAAGCCGAGCUUUUCGACCACGAGAUGUUGAAACGGAUGUGCCCGCGACUGACGCCCAAGACGGAAGAACCGAUAGCGCAACACAAGCAAGCUCUACGAGAGCGACAGACACACCUUCGUAUGGGCAGGGAGAUGCCAGAAGCAGCGGGAAAAAUAGGUCUAGCUUUUCGAAUUCAUCCAUCGGGCUGUGGCGACAAGCCGAGGAACUUCUCGCGGACGAGCUUCGAUUUUUGGUUCGUGAGUGCCCGUGCUCGGAAAACUACAAUGUUCCCCCCGCGGACGUCUUAGAAACGCUAGACACCGCUGUCACCUUUCUGGCCGCGAUCCUGGAGCUCCCUCCAGAGUUUCUCAACGAUACUUCUAGCAGGCAAACGGGUUAUUUUCAGGAGGAAAAGAUUGAUUGCCAGCGGAACAAAAACCAUACUGCAAAGAACCUGCUUUCCGAACAAUCUGACGGGGUAUUUUUACUAGACGAGCUUUUGGAGGACGUGGAGCCCGGCAUUUCAGAUUUCGUCGCUUCCGCAGAAGAUGGAGACCGUUUUCCCUUUCUGCAACCGACGCCGGAGCAGGCACGAACGAGAAUGAAGAGUCGAAAGACCAACGAAAAUGACACCACAACUGGUACAAGAUCGAAAACGAAGGCAGAUGUUGACCAGCAAAUAAGCAAAGCGAAGAACAGUGCUCACCUUCCUGGGCACCAGUUUUCCCCUAGUAAGAAACCAAGUUUCGACUUUUCACCGGGAAAACGAGCUAUGUCCAGCACUUCAAAAGCGAAGAAAAACUACCCCCGCGUGCCCGCCGGCACGGAUGCGCUGUGCGAGGUUUUGAUUCACUGCAUAUCGUUGGCGCUCCCAACGAAAGAAGACCAGGAGAAGCUACAAAGACUAUUGCAGCUUGUCAACGCCAACAUAUCUCACAACGAAAACGACACUACGCGUCUGGGCAAAACUGGCUACCUGUUGUCAUUGUUUGAAAUCGCGCUAGCAGAAGCAGGCAGAGCAGGCGUCUGACGCUAUAGUACUUUCCAGCUUUUAGUACAAGAAUAGAGCAAAAUC
Messenger RNA from Amoebophrya sp. A120, 3766 nucleotides. Lineage: Eukaryota; Dinophyceae; Syndiniales; Amoebophryaceae. The record is from the annotation of a GenBank genome assembly.